Molecule: messenger RNA, 5511 nt
Organism: Acaromyces ingoldii
Lineage: Eukaryota; Fungi; Basidiomycota; Exobasidiomycetes; Exobasidiales; Cryptobasidiaceae
Exons: 2
Coding region: 1-5511 (1836 amino acids)
Source: RefSeq, a predicted model, not a curated record
AUGCCAUCGACGAUAGACUACCACCGCCGGCCAAGGAGCAGGGCCGCGUCGUCGAAGCACGGGCCCGGGGGUUACUACGACGGGCCAUCAGCCGCGCGGCUGCCGUCGGUGACGCGCAAGAGGAGCACGAGCAACCCAGAGGACCUGCACGCAAAGCAGCCCAUGUCGUCGACGGCCGCCCUGCCGCGCGUGUCGACGAUGCAGCAGCCGCCGAUGCCGCAGCAGCAGCAGCAGCAGCAACCGUCGCCGAUGUUCUCAAGGAGCACAUUCGAGGGCGCGCGCACCUAUCCUGCCCCCUCGUCCUCGCGCUACUUUCUCACCGUCAUUCCCCCGCUAGAGCUGCCCCUCGAUCCACCGCAUCCGCGCAGCACGGCGGCCUCGGCGGGGAGCAGCAGCCACGUCCGGCGCGGCACCCUCGUGCCCCUGUACCCGACGCUGGGUGGGCAGCUGUAUGCGAUUGCGCGCGAGUACGGCCUGCCGUCGAUUGGCGGCCUCGCCAUCUACCUCUGCGACGACGGCGAGGGCAACCUGGGCCCGCGCAUCGGCGACUCGGCCUGGUCGGCGCUCUGGGCGCGCCACUUUGACGACGAGUGGGCGGCCUCGCCGGACCUGGCGAUGAUGACGCACGAGCGCGAGGCCAGCUCGGCCUCGUCCAGCGGCGACUGGCGCCCUGCCACGACGACGACGACAAAUACGAGGGCCAGCCAGGCAGCGACGGCGACGACGAGCAACCGGGCCUCACCCAUGCCCUAUGCCAAUGGCGGCGGUGUCACGCCCUCGCCGCGCUACUCACGCGCCCACCAGUCGCAUUCACACUCGCAGGCGCAUCCAUACUCAAACUCGCAGCCACAGUCAAGAAUGGGCGCAGCCACGGCAACGCCCUCGUCGUCGCUCCUCUUUGGCUCACGGCUGCCCAUCGUCGGCCGCGUCGAGUGGACCGUGGACCGGAACCGUGCACCCUGGUGGAAUGCCUGGGUCGCCGAGGCAGAGGCCAGCGGCACCACCUCGACGCCCUCCUCGGCUGCUGCGCACACGCCCAGUGCCGCCGCUGCUGCCGCUGCUAUGGCCGAUCGAAGCGGCACGUCGAUGGCGAGCGGCUUUGGCGGCGCAUACAUGCCGGCCUCUGGCUUCUCCUCGGCAGGCGGCCUGGCCAAGCGCAGUAGGUCGCACCGGAGAAGGAGCCUGCACCUGCGUGGGGGCAGCGCCAUGUCCAGGCACACGCGCAGCCGCUCCGAUGAUGAUGGCGACGAUGAUGAGGAUGAUGAGGAGGAAGGGGAAGAGGACGGUGGCGACGAGAUGACAUCGGGGUCUCCUCUGGCCAGACGGGCUGAGCCGAGCGACGCGUAUUCGCGCAGCGAGAGCCACCCGUCGCCGGUGCAGACGAUGACGAGGUCCUCGUACGGCACUGGCUCGCCCUUGGAGCCUGUGCGUGCCCUCGAUCGCGGCUUUGUGGCUGCGCCGGCGCCGGUGGCCCAUGCCGGGCCUGCUGAGCCAGAGCGUGGCGAUCAAAUCGGGGACGAGGACGAGGGCGAGGGCGAGGGCGAGAAUGUAGACGACGACGAGGGCGAGAUUGGAGACGACUCCAACGAGCAGAUCGGGGCAUCGAGCAGCGUCGACGAGGAUGCCGACGAGGAACAGAAGGACGGGGCAGCAGCAGCCGCCGCCGGCUACAUGGCCCUCGACGACGAGGCGACUGCCGACACGCAGCUGACGAGCCUCGACGGCGGCCUGCUGCCAUCCUCGCACCAGCAGCAGCAGCAGCAGCAGCAGCACGGCCUGCUCGACGUCUCGCGCCCCACCACGAUGGCCCACAGCGCCGACGCCGACGGCGGCAGCACCGCCGGCUUUGGCAGCUACAACGGCUACUCGGCCCUGCUCGACGUCGACGACGAAAAGGAGACGACGAGCCGGGGCGGCGCUGCCUCGCACCGCUCCCUCGUGGCAGACGGCGACGCUGGCCACCUGCCCUCGUUUGAGAUGAUGCCCGAGAGCGACGAGGGCAUGUGGAUGGACCUGCAGCGCCACAGCGGCAGCGGCGGCCAACAUCAGCUGCGCCUCUCGGCCCAGAGUCUGAGUGACCACGCGCGCACGCCGAGGGGACGCGAGGCUGGGCCACACUCACACCCACACCAGCCGUUGUCUGUCGCUGCUGCCCUGCCCCGCUCAUCGUCCGUCGAGGAGUGGAUCACCAAGACGGGCCGCCACUCUGGCCUGCAAGGUGGUGAUGCAGUCGACGGCAACGACGAGGAUGACGACGACGAAGACGGGCUCCUGCCUCCCCAAGACGACGUCGGCGAGGUCAUGGGGCUGUGGGCCCAGUCCGACGCCGUCUUUCCCCCGCAGCACCGUCUCAGCCGCGACAUGCUCAGGGACACGCAGGCGUCAGCGAGGAACAGCGGCGAGAAGCAGCUCGGCGCCGCCAGUGGCAGCCGACCACACUCGACAUCGCGGUCGCCCUCGCCCAAUGCGCCGCUGGUGCCGCCGCCCAACGAGGCGCUCCCUGCGCUGCCGCAGCCGCGAUCCCAUGCGGCACUCGCUGCUGGAGCCACUACCGCGGCCUCUGCGUCGCUGCUGAGCCCCAUUGCGCUCGACUCGUCGCCGAGCGCAUUUAGUGGCCCCUCGGCCAAUCUGGUCGGCCUGACGAUGGCAACGAUGGCCAGCAAGCGGCGCCAUCUCGUCGGUGAAGAAGACGACCAAGAAGAAGAAGAAGAGCAGCAAGAAGAGGAGGAGGAGGAGGGAGGCCUAGACGAGCGAGACAUGAGCAGCAGCAGCGUCGACAGCAACGCCAUCAUUGGCCUCGGCACGACGCUGCCGCCUUCGUCGCACACCCACUCCCACCCGCAGUCGUCGCCACGGCUCGAGCUGCCGAGUGCGUCGGGCGACGAGCAGAGCAGGAGGAGCUCCAUGACGGAGCAGAGCGACACACUCCUCGACAUGGAGCGCGCCGUCGCCCUCCUUUCGCCUGGCCAAUCGCCUGCGCUGCUCCAGCACGACGUGGCGACGACGCCGACGCCGUCGACGGUGGCGGCGCCUGCUGCUGCUGCUGCUGCGACGAGCUUCUCCUCGUCGCGGGACAGCUUUGCAAAGGCCAAGUCGCUCUCGACGUCGGUCACGCCCUCGCCCCGCUGGCUCAAGGCUAGCUCGGCCUCGGCGCUGAGCGUGAUGCCGCGCAGUGCAUCGGCCCUCGUCGCUGCAUCUGCGUCGGCCGCUGCUGUCCCGCGGCCUCCGCUCCAUCGUGGGGGCUCACAGACACCCCCGGCCAGGCUGACUGAGGAGGGAGCACAGGGCGAGCCGCCGUCGCUGGGCAAGUCGUCUUCGUCGCCCCGACCGGCCUCGAGCCCAGCAGCGACGAGCGGUGGCGGUCUGCAGACGAAGAAGCGCAUCGUCAGCCAGGAGUCGCGUGACGGUGCGAGAGACGAGCAGGAGCAGGAGCAGGUGCCGGAGCAGGGCGAGGCCUAUCCCGUGCUCAACCGACAGUCGCCCUCGGCUGCCUCGGACGGAUCGCGCUACGACGAGGACGACGAGAGACGCGAUGUCGCCUCGGAGGGACAGCCCUCUCGAGCAGCUGAGAGUGAAGAUGAAGACGAGGAGGGAGGCGAGAAGAUGUGGAGGAACAACAGCCACCUGCAGCUCCUCGGCACCCAGGGGUGGAGCGAGACGACGGGCGACCAGAGCCGGAGCCUCAACACGCCCAUGGAUGAGGCAGGCGAGAUGCCGCCGUGGCGCCAGCCGACGCCGGUCACGACGGCGGAGCCGGUGGCGGCAGACCACGAGAGCACGCCGACGCAGGUGCAGGGCGCCUUUGAGAACUACAGGAAUGAGGACGCAGCUACUGCCUUGCCUUCGACGCCGCUCUACCACGAGGCGAGCGUGGGGCCAGAGUAUGUCACCGUAGGCGUGCAGGCGGACCAGUCGCCCUUGGGAGACGACGAGGGAGACUACGACGACGACGACGAUGACGACGAUGGCGAUGGCGAUGGUGGCAGAGAAAGAGGCAAUGGGAGCGACGAUGGCCAUGCGUACCAGCACGGCCGCGACGACUCGCUCUUCUCGCUCGUGUCCAUGGGUGCCGCUUCCGAGACGAUGGACCACUCCGAGUCGGCGCCGGACAUUGACGGUGCCAAGCCUCUCCAGACGCCGGUUCGAGCACUGGUACCAGCACAAGCGCAGGCGCAGGCAGAGGUAGAUUCACAAACAGAGGCAGAGGCAGAGGCAGAAGCAGAGGCAGAAAUCAAGGCAGAGGCACAGUCAAAAGCACAGUCAAAAGCACAGGCAGAGGCAGAGGCACCGGGCUUGCAGGAGUAUCAUCGAAGGGUCAUGCCGCACGAGGAGGACCACCUGGAGCAGAGGCCCUCGAUUGAGCGCCUCAUCCGCGGCAACUCGUUUGCCGAAUCGUGCGAGUCGUCAGCCUCCUCGUCCAAGGGGCCCAGCCCCGCCAUGGCCCACUUUGAGUUUCCCAAGAGAACAAAGGUCGGCUCGCCCCAGCAGCUGCAGCAGCAACUGCAGCUCACGCCCGCCGCGAUCAUGCAUACCACCCCAAGGGGAGACAGAAGAGAUGACGACGACGACUCUGACGAUGACGACGUGUGGAGCCAGGAGGGCAGCCACGAUGAUGGCGCCCCGCGGGCCUUCUCCGAGGUCGAGGGCGCACGCACUCCGACGUUCCUUUAUGACCAGCACCUGGGAGAAGCUGGCAGGGCCGCCGCCCACGACGGCCACUCGUCGUAUAUCUCGUCUUCAUCGACCAUCGGCAGAAAUGCUACGGGCGGCAUGGACGACUUGGACCGGAGGGUGGACCAGAUGCUCAGCAGUGUCGGUUCCCGUUACCCCGAUGAUGUCCCGCUGCCUUCCUCUUCGUUGCCCAUGUCGCUGGCGGCCGCGACCUCGGCUUCGGCACCUGCAACGACGGCCUACGCACCCUUUCUGGAGCAGAUGAACCUCCAACGGCAGCAGCAGCAGCAGCAGCGGUAUGACGACGUUCCUCCGCUCGCUGCUGCGCUCGUCAGUCCACCGUUUGCGGCAUCAGCCAACGGCAAAAUGGCCAGCAAUGGCAGGCGGCCGUCAUCGCUGUCGUCCUCGGCAGCAGCCGAAGCGGGCGCGGCACGGCGAGCCUCUGCCUCAUCGCUUGCAUCGGGUGUCCCGCUCCGCACCAAGGCCUCGUCACCUUCCCGGCCGAUCCACUUUGACCCUCCACCGGCCGUCCUUGCUCGCAGCGGCGGCGGCGGCGGUCCUGCCAGUCCUGCCAAGACGAAGCCGGUGGUCUCACCACUCGUGCUGGCCAACCAGUCGCCCCGGCAGCGCUUCGGCGCCCUGCCGCCGAGCCCCAGGCAGUUCCCGCCCCACAUUUUCAGCCAGCACUCGCCCACCUUCCCGCCCCCUCCGCCACUGGCUGCGUCGACAAACGGCUUUGGCGCCGGGUCUCCGUACCAGUCGCCGACGCUCAGCCCAUCGAUGGGGCCCUACCUGCCAGCGCAGAGAACCCAGACCACCCAGCCACAGCACACACCGUGA